AUGGGCGACGACGGACCCCAACUCGUGCGGCCGAUUCCCCGUCGACCAUUCGAUAUGAAUCUCUCGAGCGCGACACCCCCAGGCGAUGACCUCGCCGACUACGACGACCCUUCUCAGGCUAGCUUUGGUUCCGGCCUCGAUUUUUCAAGCCCGAGGUUCCUGCAUCCCAAUUUCGAGCGCGCCGAGUCUGCCGUAUCGCUCAGCCGGCCACAGUCCAUCAUAAACUUGACUUCUUCGACCCUGAUGGGGAUAUAUUCCGUGGCGGCGUCGGACAGUCGGGAUCGACUCUUUAAUGAUAAUGAUGAGCCAGAUACGCCAUGGGGAACUGGCGCGCAUACUCCAAUCAGACGCCCUAGCGUCAACGAGGCGACUUAUGAACUUAUGCGCGAUCGCUCUCACUUUCCCAGGCGCUACUCUUCGUUUGGACCUUAUGCGCAGGUUGAGCACGCCGUAUCAUAUUCCACCUUCGAUUCCGUUACGUCCCUCACAUUUCGUGGCACUCUACUGUUCUUGCUCGGCUUGGGUUACGGCGCCCUCGUCACACGCCUUCACAACGAGCAGAGCCAUUUGCCCCCGAUUCCUGACGACAGUAUCCUGAAACCCGGAAACAAUUGGAGGUAUCUGGCCUUUUGGGGUGUAGCGGGCGUCGGGCUGGGCUCGUUGUUGCCGUGGUUCGACAGACUAUGGGAUAACAUCUUUGGCAGCGAGGGCGACAACGUCGUCGAUGACAGCCGAGCUGGCCCGGGCACCGACUGGGCUCUAGUCGUGCGAGCUAUUGGGGCAUUUGUUGGCAUCAUUUUUGCCAUUCGCAAGCUGUCGUGGGCAUCUACCCUUCAAGUCUCGGCGACAUUGGCACUGGUCAAUCCCUUGUUAUGGUGGCUCAUAGAUCGCAGUAAGCCUGGAUUCGUUCUGUCUGCUGCUGUUGGCCUGACUGGCUCGAUCCUUUUUCUCCGUGUCGACCCGGAGAUUAUGCCUGCGCCAUUAGGACUGUCACCUCGUAAUUUUUCAAAUGUCUUUGAAGGCGACCCCUUUACACUAGGCGGCUUAGCCACGCGGAAAACUGUUGAAACAGGCGUGUGGAUGCUCAGCGUGCUGUUUUGCAGCUGUCUCUGCUUUGGCAAUAUUGGUCGCAGGCUGACGUGGAAUAGAUCGAGCGGGAGAUGGGGUGUGGUUCGAUAG
Messenger RNA from Metarhizium album ARSEF 1941, 1179 nucleotides. RefSeq names its product INSIG domain-containing protein. Lineage: Eukaryota; Fungi; Ascomycota; Sordariomycetes; Hypocreales; Clavicipitaceae. Bases 1 to 1179 code for a protein of 392 amino acids. The transcript has 2 exons. Gene Ontology annotation, cellular component: endoplasmic reticulum. Gene Ontology annotation, biological process: sterol biosynthetic process. The record is from RefSeq and is a predicted model, not a curated record.